Messenger RNA from Anguilla rostrata (American eel), 3821 nucleotides. It is a transcript of the gene phf1, whose product is annotated as PHD finger protein 1. Gene Ontology annotation, biological process: regulation of DNA-templated transcription; chromatin organization. The transcript has 15 exons. Lineage: Eukaryota; Metazoa; Chordata; Actinopteri; Anguilliformes; Anguillidae. The record is from RefSeq and is a predicted model, not a curated record. The coding region runs from base 434 to 1954 and encodes 506 amino acids. Gene Ontology annotation, molecular function: DNA binding; chromatin binding. Gene Ontology annotation, cellular component: nucleus.
CUCAGUGUUUUAUGUCUGCGUCACAACAAGUCGGUCGAGAGAGAGGCAGAGAUGAUGGCGUCUCUCGCGGGGUGAUUUCUGUGCAGCUCUGGCAAAUACGUUUAAUAACAUCAAUAGGAAGGGAAACGAGAGGAAAAAGACGAGAACAUGAAACGACUCCGCGACAGACAGACAGAGAGAGACCGACGGACAGACGCCUUUACAUUGACGGGUUGACUGACAUAUCCGUCUCUCUCUCUCUCUCUCUCUCUCUCUCGCACACACACACGCGCCCGCGCAUACGCACGCACAUAUAUUCGCACGCUCGCACAAACACACGUACACAUACACACAGACUAAUUGAGAAGAGGAAAAACACUGGAUGUACAGCAUUUCAUGUCAAGCUUGCAUAGUUAUCUCUGUGUUCCCGACGGAGAGGAGUUCGACUUGACAGAUGGGGGGAGUGAGUGAAGGAGAUGAUGUUCUGGCCCGAUGGAGUGAUGGACUGUUAUACCUAGGCAACGUUAAAAGAGUAGAUGGAGUUAAACAGUGUUGUUUGGUGAGAUUUGAGGACAACUCUGAGUUUUGGGUCCUGAGAAAAGAUAUACACUCCUUUUCUGCUGGAAUAGAGGAAGUUUGCUGUGUCUGUGAUGCCCCGCCUCUUAAAGAACCUCUCAUCAACUGUCUCAAGUGUCGCCAUGGUUAUCAUCCACAGUGCCACACUCCAUCCAUAGAGCCUGAAGCCGACAGCAAUACCUGGAUAUGCCGACAAUGUGUCUUUGCAGUUGCAACAAAGAGAGGGGGAGCCUUAAAACGGGGCCGUUUUGCCCGCCUCAUGCAGCUAAUGAAACUGGGCCUGCCCUAUCAGCUUUCAUCUCUGGAUUGGGACCCCCAACACCUAACAAAUCAGCAACAGUGUUACUGCUACUGUGCUGGCCCUGGAGAAUGGAACCUGAAGAUGUUGCAAUGCAGUAGUUGUGGUCAGUGGUUUCACGAAGCUUGCACACAGUGUCUGACUAAACCCCUGCUGUAUGGAGACAGGUUCUAUCAAUUCCAGUGUUCAGUUUGUACCAAUGGGCCAGAAACAAUUCAAAGACUUCCUAUGAGUUGGGUAGAUUUGGCCCAUUUGGUACUAUAUCAUCUUUCUCUUUGCUGCAAGAGGAAAUAUUUUGAUUUUGACCAUGAAAUACUGUCCUUCGCCAAUGAGAACUGGGAUUCUUUGCUAUUGGGCACGCUGUCAGACACACCAAGGCAAGACCGCUGUCAGAAUCUGCUCAAUGCUUUAAAUUCUCAUAAAGACAGGUUCGUCUCUGGUAAAGAGAUCAAGAAGAAGAAGUGCCUUUUUGGGCUUCAAGUUCGUGCUCCUCCUCCUCUGACCUCUGAUCUGUCACCCCUCAUCACAGACCACCCCAUCAACAUCACGCACAGGAGAAGCCCCCUGUCUUUGGCGUGCCAUAGAAGAGCAGCAGAGUCAGAGUCACGCAAAUCAAAACGUCGCAUCAUGGAGACGCAGCCCCAUCCACAGGGUUUUGAUGCCAAUUCAAUCGAUUUGGUGCCAUGUUGUCAUGGUUAUGUUGGUGGAGCCAGCUUCUACAACUCCAGAAAAUCUGAGGAUGAAUUGAACUCUGGGUCUCCCCCUAAGAGGAUGUUUGCCCUCUACCACCCGUCUUACAAUGGAGCACAAACCCUGUCCCGAGCUCUACAUCAUUACAGUGUGGAAGAUCCCUGUAGCCUUCCUCCACCCUGCCCUCCUUUCUCCAGGUCUCCCAUUCACCAGGCAGAGCAGAAACCUGACCUGUGUCCAGCGUUUUUCCUGCGUGAUGUCACAUCCUGUCCUAGUGGGGUUGGGGGGGAAGGGUCAGUCCAGGACAGAGGAUGGGGAGGCGGGGAGGCCGUGAGGAUUUUGGCGAGACGAGUGACGCCAGACGGGAAGGUUCAGUUCCUAGUGGAGUGGGGAAAUGUGAGUGUGUGCUGAGCGCUGGGGGACAUGCAGAGAGCGAGAGAGCAGAUUACAAGGCAAACCAGCGAGGGUGCGUGUGGGGAAAAGAGACAAAGGCAGACCUAGCCGAGGCCACAGCAACACACCUACUAACAGUGUGGCUGGAACGCAGAAGACACCUGGUGUUGCAUGGUUGAAGAGCUGAAGAGCUGCACCAAGCCAAGAGGAAGUACAGAAUUAGAAAUUGAAGUCAAGAUUAGAAUUGGAUGUAAAGUAUUUUGAAAAUCUGGGUUAUUCUCAAAUACGGGCCUUAUGCUUCUCUGUUAUGUUCAUUAUAAUUUGUGUCCACUAUAUAUCUGCGAAGGACUUAAGUGACAGUAUCUCACAUUGUGUACCCUUCACUCACUUUCUCACUUUACUCAUUUUUAAUUUUGAGUAUCCCCUAAGAUUUCUUUUCGAAGCAUUUGCAUUUACGGUGUGUAUUAGUUUAAGCUUGUAUCUAUUUGAGUGGUACAGCUACUAGUCUCUUUCACGUUUCACUUUCCCACAUCUGAACAGUACCAGAGUAUCAGUGGUGCUUUUAUUUGCAGUCUCCUUGCAGUUUGACUUUCAUUUACAGCAGUAUUAUGAUACUUGUGUUUCAGCUUACAGCCACAUACAUCAUCACCUUGCAACAUUCCAACUUCUAUCAAAGCAUUAAGUUAUACAGUGCAAUUAAUAAAAUAAACAUAAUUGCAAUGGGGAAUACAUGUAAUUUGUCUUACAAUUUCAGUACAAAAACACAAUCCAAUGAAAGAGAAUAAUAAGGUACUGUAAUAUUCAAAUCAUAUAUUAAAUUGGCAUGUGUGGGAUUCACAAUUCUAAAGAAACAUGAAGAAGAUGGGCUGGAGAAUGAACAAUUUGUAUGCGCCUGUCCAAUCGGACACCUCCAUUACUGCAUUUUAAGCAUAAUGGUGGUAAGAGCAGAAGAGAGAACUGCAAUGCUGCAGAAAUCCCCAAACCCAGUUUUCAGACGUUCCAUCAAAGAUCAAGCUCAUUGAGAGUCAGCUUGAUCCUUUUAACUUAUAUCAGGCUGAAUAAUUUAACGGGGGAAAAAAGACUACUUUCAGAAGGCUUUUGCGCUCUUUCUUUCAUUGUGUUCUUAUAUGAUAUUGACAAAGAUCAGGAGUAACCAGUGAAACAGCUGCACAUUCUAAUGUGCUCGUUUUAACUGUGAUCAGCAAUCUGCAUCUCAUUACUAAGGACUGAAGAUGGACAAUGUAACCCUAAACAAUUUAGUGGAAUUAUCAUAUGGGAGGUGAGAGUGUGAUUGAACUUUUCAAAUUCUUCUUUAAGUUUAUUUGUUUCAAUAUAUUUGUAUAUCAAAAAAUCAAAACACUAAUAAUGACAUUUUAGAAUAUAAGCAAAAGGAUAAAUUUGUGCUUCUGUGUGGACUGUAGGAUUGCAUCAUCUUUAGGAUCCAGCAGAUGGAGCUUACAGUAGGCUGAAGUGUUUUAAGUCUUUCUCUGAGUGGUGAUGCAUGAAUGCAGGUAAUAGGCAAGGUCCUGCCACAUGUAAGGUAGAUUUAGAUUAUUUUCACCGAAUUUGGCUGUAAUUGGCUACAUAGGAGGAUGGUGUUGAAUGUAUUUGUGCUGUCUUUUCAUGGGGUUUCUGUUCCUCUGUCAGGUGGUUGUUAGUGGAACUCUAAAAGUCUCCCAAAGGCCAGGGAUCCAUUUCAAGCCCAGGAGCUGUAGUGAGAACCUGUAGCAGUCAGUCUGUUGUCAAGUCCCAAGUUCAGUUUGAUGUAUUGGUUUUGAGUUUUGUAAAACUUCUGUUUAUACUCGUACCCAAGGUUGCCACACUGAAAUUUAAAAAAAUGUAAAAAAUUAAUGAAUAAAUAAGUUAUCCAUCACAUCCCAGGAAA